Messenger RNA from Lactuca sativa (garden lettuce), 1999 nucleotides. RefSeq lists its product as uncharacterized. Gene Ontology annotation, biological process: positive regulation of ERAD pathway. The record is from RefSeq and is a predicted model, not a curated record. Gene Ontology annotation, molecular function: ubiquitin protein ligase activity. NCBI's taxonomy places the organism in Eukaryota, Viridiplantae, Streptophyta, Magnoliopsida, Asterales, Asteraceae.
AAAAAGUUCUUUCCAAGAAAUAUCUCCCCCAAAUUUGCAGCGAUCACACGUUACUCCAUUUUUAAUGCAAAUUCAGUCCUUUUCAAAUGCACCAUUUCGUUUCGUUUCAUUCCUGAAUCGAGUUGGAGCUUUCAUAUCGAUUCCAAACACAACCAAAAAAACCCUAGAAUUCGAUACUCUAAUUCUGUUUAGAGCGAUUCUUGAAGCCAUUUCCCCCAUUUAUCCGGUUAUUGACUCGUUAAAUUAACAUAAAUUCUCAUAUAAUACAUGUCAAGAUCGCUAUCUAACCCUUGUCACCUCCAAUCCAUUUGACGUUUUUCUCUUUGUUUUCUUCUACAUCAUCGUAAGUAUUUUUCAUUUUGGGGAUUUCGUGGAUUGAGCGUUUAAAAGGUACAAUCAGAGAAGGGUUUGUAUGCGUCGGUUAAUGGAAACAACAGGUGUUAGCGUUGAUCCUACGAGUUCUGAUAAUCAUGCGACUAAUAGUCCGAAUUCAUCAAACCCCACAUCACCGACGAUGCGGAGGAUAAGCAGUAGCAGUUCUUCGCCGAGAGCGAUGUCGUCUUCUCCGUUUCCAAUAAUUCGUUUCUUACAAGCACCUGUAACUACUAUAAUUGAAUACUCGGGUGUUCUUCGACCUAGGUCGAAUACCGAUUAUCACGAAUCAGAGAGCUUGAUUUCUAACCAUCAUCAUCGUGAUCAUAACUCGAGUGGUUCCGGUACUGCUAGUAAUAGAAGUAGUAAUGAUGAGAAUAGCAAUGGGGAGGUUUCGAUUCGAAUAAUGGGUGGUGCAGACCAAGAAGAGGAGCGUGGUGAACCGGUUGCGGUGAACCGUGAAGAUGGCGGAGGAGAAAGGGAGGUGGCUGAUUCCGGUGAUGGAAGUGGUGGUAAUGGUGGGAGUAAUAAUAACGUGGAUUCAGCAUAUCAACAGCGGUAUGAUUUGCAGCAGGUGUCAAGGUGGAUUGAACAGAUUCUUCCAUUUUCUUUGCUGUUGUUGAUCGUUUUCAUUCGUCAACACUUACAAGGUCUAUUUGUUACAAUUUAUAUUACUGCUUUCAUGUACAAGUCUAAUGAUAUUCUACGGAAGCAGACAGCCUUAAAGGGGGAGAGAAAACUGUCUGUUCUUGCUGGGUAUUGCAUAGUUUUCAUGCUUCAUGUGAUUGGUGUUUACUGGUGGUACCAAAAUGAUGAUCUUUGCCAUCCCCUUUUCAUGGUUCCACCAAAAGAAAUACCACCAUUUUGGAAUGCUAUUUUCACCAUCAUUGUAAAUGAUACGAUGGUAAGGCAGGCAGCAAUGGGUUUUAAGUUGGUAUUGCUUAUGUACUAUAAGAAUGGCAGGGGACAUAGCUUUCGUAGGCAGGGUCAAAUGCUGACUCUGGUUGAGUACACACUUCUGUUAUACCGUGCAUUCUUACCUGCUCCUGUUUGGUACCGAUUCUUUUUGAACAAAGAAUACGGGAGCCUCUUUUCAUCUUUGACAACGGGCUUAUAUUUAACUUUAAAGCUCACAUCAGUUGUUGAGAAGAUUGGAUCCUUCUACGCUGCAUUAAAGGCACUAUCGCGGAAGGAAGUCAAUUAUGGAUCAUAUGCAACGGCAGAACAGGUAAGCGAGGCGGGAGACCUGUGUGCUAUUUGCCAGGAAAAGAUGCAGGCUCCAAUUUUGUUGCGCUGUAAACAUAUAUUUUGUGAAGACUGUGUUUCGGAAUGGUUUGAAAGGGAAAGAACUUGCCCAUUAUGCAGAGCUUUGGUGAGACCAGCAGAUAUACGAUCAUUUGGGGAUGGUUCAACGAGCUUGUUCUUCCAGUUUUUCUAGAAGACCUUCCAUUCAUGUUUGGCACUCUCUUCUUCAACAAAAGCAGUAAUUUUUUGGCAUUUCCCCCUCAAGUUGUACAGUUGUGCCUAUUAUAAUUAUUAUAUUAUCAUACAUCACAUAUACAUACAACAUAUAACAAAAUGGGAGAGGAUUUUUACACUGAACAAAGAUAACUCAACUUUUUGGAUC